ACAAAUGUCAGUUACGUCAAGAAAGCUGUCAUCAGCUGUAUUGAGUAUUGGUAAACAAACAAUAAUUGAUGGUUACCUAAAAUGUCUGUAAAUACUAAAUAGUGUAUAAAUGGACCCAACAAAGCGGCAUGCCACCGCUGCCCAAGUUUCUGCUCUAGUUGACUUCAUGCAGGAACAUUCCGAGCUCGCCAAAGGACUUGUGAGUACCGGCUCGGAGAGAGAUGAUUUAGAAGCAAAGUGGAAAGAAAUAACGUGUACCCUUAAUUCUAUGGGUGGAGCUAUAAAAUCAGUUGAUAAGUGGAAGCAGACAUGGCGAGAUUUUAAGGCAAAUAACAGGAAGAGAGCUCUCAAGCACCAACAGUCCGCAGGUGACACAGGGUACAGUGAUUUGAGUGGAGACUCAACUCACAGUGAAUCAGAUUAUGAACCUCCCAAGAAAAAAUAUGCUCCAUUUGAUGAAGAAAUAAUUAGAAUAGAAAGAGACAAACUGGAAUUGGACAAAGAAUACAAAUUCAAGAAAAUAGAAGUAUUGUCAAGGAUAGCAACAGCUUUAGAGCAGUUGGCAAAGAAGGAUUGAUUUUAUAGUACAUGAUUGUAUUUAUAUGUAUUCGUAAUUACCAAAUAUAAUGUUAUUUAUUGAAAUUUAAUACUUUCACAAUAUCCAAAGUUUUGUUGACUUUAACAUAGUAAAUUGUAGUUCUUUACAUAAUAUUCUUUUUCGUCCAGUGGUCAUUUGGUACCCUUGGUAGGAAUACACUUUUAGUGGUUGUUAUAGAAUUAACCACAAACUUGCAGUGUAGUAACUGAUCUUAAUAAUAAAUUAAUCUAUAACACCCUUUUAAGUAUGUUUCAAAAAUGAAAUUGAUGUUAUACAUUUUGUUUAUGUUUGUCACUUUGUUUGUUGAAAUAAUCUGUUAUUGUAAAGUAGUCUACCUAAUACAUAAUUCAUACUAUGACAGUGCUAGAAAUGUGUCAGCCAAAAUAUAUUCUUUGUAUUGAAUAGUAUGAGACUAUGCCACUGUUCUGUCACCGACCAACAGCGUCGCGUGUCAUGCACGAGUCGUCUAUAAUUGUCGGCGAGAAUUUUGUUAGAGCUGCUACGCUCCCCUGCAUUGCACGCAACGUUGCCAAUCGGUAGACGCAGGCGGCGAAAGUAGGAGCUAUGCUGUUGAUGCGUUUUAGUAGACAUACUGCAUAGUAGACUGUGUCGUGUUUCUUUCGUGCCUGAUACGGUCAUAGCACGUUCGUUGGUAUGAUCCGAUUAUCUGGGCAGGCUCCUAAGUGAUUAUGAGACGGUAUAUGCAAUAAAAUAUAUAUUUUUUUAUUUAUUA
Messenger RNA from Manduca sexta (tobacco hornworm), 1331 nucleotides. RefSeq lists its product as uncharacterized. The transcript has 4 exons. NCBI's taxonomy places the organism in Eukaryota, Metazoa, Arthropoda, Insecta, Lepidoptera, Sphingidae. The coding region runs from base 110 to 577 and encodes 155 amino acids. The record is from RefSeq and is a predicted model, not a curated record.